Molecule: messenger RNA, 1477 nt
Organism: Frieseomelitta varia
Lineage: Eukaryota; Metazoa; Arthropoda; Insecta; Hymenoptera; Apidae
Exons: 7
Coding region: 222-1469 (415 amino acids)
Biological process (GO): sensory perception of taste
Cellular component (GO): dendrite; neuronal cell body; membrane
Source: RefSeq, a predicted model, not a curated record
UAAUCCUACUUUAUCACAGCCGAUGGAAAACUCUGUUUUCGAUGUUAUUUAUGCGGUUGCUCGGAAACGUUCGACCGUUCAUCGCGUCACCAAGUGAUUGUGCCAUACAAUCUCUCUUUUAAUUUAGUCGCAUCAUCCUCGUGGCCGAAAAGCCGCUCUCACGUCGACGCGACAGUUGACAAUUCCCGUGAAAAAACAGCAACAUUUUAUUGUCGAGAAAAAUGAAUUUUUUGAAGUUCAUUCAAAAGGAAUUGAUGCAUCAUCAGAGGAAAGUUCCAUCGUCAAAGACACAGGUGAAGCCAUUCGACGUUGAAACUAUGCUGGAAGAAGUGAAACGAGCUAAAAAAACUCGAGUGAAAAAGUUUCACGGCCCAGACUCGUUACUGUACUCGGCGAUUUACCCGGUAGUUUUCACAAUGAAAGUGUUUGGUUUAGCACCUUACGAUUUCACGGCCGAUCAGUUAACUCCUUCGAAUUGCUGUCUCGUAUUUACCUUCGCUUUUAUGGCUAUUUAUUGUCACAUUAUAUACAUCGUUUACCUAAGAUUCAUUUCGUUGCACAGAGACAGAGCGAUUCUUACCGUGGUCGAAACUACUAAGGUAACAGUCAACUAUCUCGUCGCUAUGUACGAUCUCGUUUUGACGAUAUUCACGAGGAAAGCGUUCAGCCGAAUUUGGAAUGCCCAACAGGAUUUCGACGAGAGACUCAGCCAACUAGGCUAUCCGCGCGAAGAGGCGAAAACCAAGAUAGCCACGUGGAUUUUUCUCUUCAGUCAAAUUAUUGUCUGGACGGCCGUUAAUCAAACUGGAAUGUAUGCCUUUGACGAAACUUGGUUGUUUAAUACGAGCUAUAUGUGUCUUUACGUCGGCACCGCGGCAUCCGCCUACAAGUUCUUCGGAAUGGUGAGUUUCCUUGGUCAACGGUUUCACCAGUUGAACAAGAUCGCCAAAGAGAAUUUACCCCCAAGAGUCGGAUACAAAAGUAGCAGAGUCAGCAGAAAGACUAUCCAGGAGUUGUACAACGACUUGAUGCUAUCGAGCGAGGCGCUAGGUUCCAUUUACUCGUGGUCGCUAUUCUUCUGGCUUGCAAAUUUGAGUAUACACACCAUCAGCAAUCUGUACUUCAUCAUUGAUUGGGUCAUCUUGAACUGGACCAGCAUGAGUUGGCUUUUGAUAUCCAACAUGUGGUGUUGGCUGGUCGGAUUUAUAAUGCAGCUUUUGGCCCUUCACAUUGCCUGUGACUAUACGACAACCGAGGCUAAUUUCAUGCCUGUGAUCCUUAUUGAUUGGGACGCAAGAAUAGUCAGAAGAUUUCCAUAUGAUGAUAGCUUUCGUACGCUGCACUUUCUGAAUAGACGACUUCGUUUUUCCGCCGGUGGUUUCUUCGACAUCAAAUUGUCAUUGCUCACUUCGAUUCUUGGAAUGAUGUCGACAUAUCUAAUAAUCCUUUUGCAAUUUUCCUCAACUUGAACUCGAGG